Molecule: messenger RNA, 1195 nt
Organism: Leptidea sinapis
Lineage: Eukaryota; Metazoa; Arthropoda; Insecta; Lepidoptera; Pieridae
Exons: 5
Coding region: 159-1175 (338 amino acids)
Source: RefSeq, a predicted model, not a curated record
CAAUUCCGCAUAGCAAUUCUGACUUUGAACUGAACGUAGUGUUUAAAUUCUUUUUGCUUUGAACCGAAAUAAACAAACACCCAGGUCCCAGGACCCAGACCCAAUCAUAGAAUAAAUAUCAAAGUUUAAGAUUACAAUUUACGGUGUGAAAUAAAGUAAUGCAAGAAAAUAAUAUUAUGAUAGAUUCGAUUCGAGAAAAUAAUCGUAAUUUUCUACAAUUUAAACGCCAAAUACACCGAGAUGAAUCUAAAGAUACUAACCGAUCUAUCACAAAACCGGACAGUAUAACGAAGGAAAAUGUCACAGCAAUUGCAAAUACACUAAAAACAAAGUCAACGAUACCAGCUCUAGAAUUAGUUAAACUUAAAAAUGCCUUACUACAAGAUCAAAGCAACAUAGAAGUGGUACUUAAUGUGCAUGGAGCCUUGAGAGGCCUGGUGAGAGAGUUAACUGGUAAUAAUAUUGUCAAUCAAUGUAUUGCGGCUGGAUGUCUAUGUAACCUUGCUCUUGGAGAUUUUAAAGCUUGUAAUAGUAUUGUCAAAGCAGCUGGGCCCUACUUGGUGACAUCCCUUGAUAAUAUGGCAAUGGAACUAGCGGUGACUUCUGCGUGGACAUUAGGAAACUUAGCGUCACAUAGAAAGGUGUGUGAGGUGCUUGUGUUGCAAGGUGCACUGGCCAAGCUUUGUGAGCGCCGCACUGGGACGGAGUUGCAACGUGCGUGUGUAUACGCACUGUUGCAUUAUGUUUACGCACUUGGAGAGAGUUUGAGUAAAGACUACGUACAGAAGAUAACAAAAACUGCAACAGAAUUAGAAAUGACAGUGGAGUCAGCACAGCUCCUAUUCAUGCUGUCAUGCCAUCAAAACUUCACGGAGUGUGUGACCGAAGACCUUGUAUUAAAGUUGAUUCAAGGGUUAAAUAGAUGCAUGGAGACAUAUAAACAUAAACAUACAGAAACUAAUAUGGAGCUUGUUUAUAUUACAAGAAGUCUGGCGAAUAUGAAUACCGACGUGUAUAAUGUUAUUUUGGGAUACUUUGUUAGUUAUAAUAUGUGUGAAUUGUUUAAGCAAGUGUUAUCCGAUAACAAUAGUUUUGUCGUAGAGUCCAUGUUAUGGCUAUUGGGGAAUUUGUAUAAUUAUUGUAGCGAUGAAGAAUUCUUCUCAAUGCUGUUAUGAAUAAAUAUUUAUUUACAGGA